Molecule: messenger RNA, 5103 nt
Organism: Phycodurus eques (leafy seadragon)
Lineage: Eukaryota; Metazoa; Chordata; Actinopteri; Syngnathiformes; Syngnathidae
Gene: cnga1a
Product: cyclic nucleotide gated channel subunit alpha 1a
Exons: 9
Coding region: 347-2263 (638 amino acids)
Biological process (GO): monoatomic cation transmembrane transport; potassium ion transport
Cellular component (GO): plasma membrane; intracellular cyclic nucleotide activated cation channel complex
Molecular function (GO): intracellularly cAMP-activated cation channel activity; voltage-gated potassium channel activity; protein-containing complex binding
Source: RefSeq, a predicted model, not a curated record
UUGUGUGCGUGCUUGCGCGUGUGUUGGAAAACUAAAUGUUCUUGUGUUGCACAGCUGAACAGAAAAGCACUAGGAGAAAAGAAGAAUCUUUAUCACUAAAUGGGUUUCAGUACUUUUGCUGUCUACUUUAUGGUACUGUAUCUAUCACUGCAUAGGGGCUACAAGGAGCAUCUCCUCUCAGCCACCUCUAAUCCUCCUAAUCCUUAUCAGGGCUGCUUCUGGAGACCUGCUUGGACAUUCCGCUGCACAUGUGAGUGGUUCUUACAGACAAGAGGGAAAUGGACUCUUCAGUUGGAGGCCAAGAUCUGCUGCUGUGAGGAUAUCAGCCACCACCCCAAACCUCGACAUGACACUUGACACAGGACCACCAACAGCACCAAACAGGGGCGUCGAAAUGAUCGCGCCUCAGCCAGUCCACAAUCACCCGCUCAACACGAACAACAAUAAUGACAAUGACGAAAAGAAAGAAAAACAAGAAAAAGGAGAAAAUGAAAAGGCUGUAGAACAGCCUAAAGAAAUAUUUGUCAUCAACCCUGCUGGAAAUCUCUAUUAUAACUGGCUCUUCAUCAUUACAUUGCCAGUUAUGUACAACUGGACCAUGAUUAUCGCAAGGGCGUGUUUCGAGGAGCUGCAGCACAACUACAUCCUUUACUGGGUUUUAUUUGACUACAGCGCAGACCUUAUCUAUCUGGCUGAUAUGGCUGUCAGGACCAGAACAGGUUACCUUGAGCAGGGCUUGCUUGUCAAAGAUGAGAAGCUGCUCCGCGACCGCUAUGUCAACAGCUUCCAGUUCCAGCUCGACAUUGUUUCCAUGUUGCCCACUGACAUCCUCUAUCUCCCUCUGGGUCUGGACUACCCAGAGAUUCGCGUAAAUAAACUUCUAAGAAUUGGUCGCAUGAUGGAGUUCUUCACAAGGACGGAGACUAAAACCAACUACCCUAAUAUCUUCCGUAUUGCAAACUUAAUCAUGUACAUUCUCAUCAUCAUCCACUGGAAUGCCUGCUUCUACUUCUCAUUUUCCAAGUCAAUUGGUUUUGGGUCAGACGAAUGGGUUUACCCAGCACUCGAUGAUCCAGAGGAGCCUGCUUUUGGCCAGCCCAUGAGGAAGUAUGCCUUCAGCCUCUACUGGUCCACAUUAACACUGACCACAAUCGGAGAAACACCACCACCAAGCCUUGAUUCCGAAUUUAUCUUCCAUGUGGUUGACUUCUUAGUUGGGGUUCUUAUCUUUGCCACCAUUGUGGGAAAUAUUGCUACCAUGAUCUCCAACAUGAAUGCUGCCCAAGCCCAGUUUCAGGCUCGAAUUGACAACAUUAAACAAUACAUGCAGGUCCGAAAGGUCAGCAAGGAUCUGGAACUGCGUGUCAUCAAGUGGUUUGACUACCUGUGGAACAAUGGCAAGGCGCAGGAUGAGCGCGAGGUAUUGUGGUAUCUUCCAGACAAGUUGAAAGCCGAGAUCGCCAUCCAAGUUCACAUGGAGACACUCAAGAAAGUUCGCAUCUUUGCAGACUGUGAGGCAGGCCUGCUGAUUGAGCUAGUGCUCAAGCUACGGCCUCAGGUGUUCAGCCCUGGAGACUACAUCUGCAAGAAGGGUGAUAUUGGUCGUGAGAUGUAUAUCAUCAAAGAUGGAAAACUUGCAGUGGUUGCUGAUGAUGGUGUUACACAGUUUGUGGUGUUGGGAAGCGGAAGCUAUUUUGGUGAGAUCAGUAUCCUUAAUAUCAAGGGCAGCAAAGCAGGCAACAGGCGGACAGCCAACAUUCGCAGCAUCGGAUACUCAGACCUCUUCUGCCUCUCCAAGGAUGACCUCAUGGAAUCACUGGUGGAGUACCCGGACGCUAAAGGCAUGCUGGAGGAGAAGGGCCGACAGAUCCUGAUGAAAGAUGGCCUGAUUGACUUGGACCCAGCUAACAUCAAGCCGGAGGUCAAGGAGCUGGAAGAGAAAGUCAGCAGGUUAUACAGUACAAUGCAUCUGAUGCAGAUCAAACUGAAGAAGAUUUUAGAAAAAUACAAAAAAACUGAUAAGACUCUGUGGCAUCGCAUCACUGACCUGGAGCGUCUGACAGGAGAGGAGGUAGAGGAUGACGACGAGGGGGAGGAGGAUGUGAAAAAGGAAAUUCAAGUGGAAGAGAAGAAAAUUGAAGAUGAAGCUGGAGUGGAUGAAGUAGGCCGAGAGAAAAAGGAAGAGAUGGGAGAAGAAGAGAGGGCAGAAAAAGAAAAAGGCAAACACAUGAAGAAAGACGAUGACCACGAAGACAAAAAAUAACUAAAACCCAUAGUUAAUAAUUGGACAUGCUGAUGUAACCAUAUAUAUAUAUAUAUUCUUUUUUUUUUCUUCUUCCCCCGAUUAUAUUUGAUCCAAACUGCUUCCACACUUUGGACUUAAACUUGUCGGGGCAUUGUGAAUUCUGUCUGAGUCAACAAUUUCUCCUUGCAUUUUCUCUCACAAACUCACAGCGCUAUUUGGCAUAACUACGAUAAGUGUCACGAGAGUUUUAAGAGAGCGGGAUAAGGUUAAAGAAGGAGAUGCAACUGCGUCAGCAACAUCGCACCGAUUUUUUUACAUUUUUGGCAUGUUGUUUUUCAACAUAGAAAUAAUACAAAUGCUAAUAAUAAACACACUUACUGUAAUUGAAUGCAAAAUACGAACUGGUCAAAUGGUGUCAUCAUAUUUAUGAAUACCCACUCACUUGCUGUCACAAUGUGUGCCAUUGUGUUUAUGUAGCUCUGAGUAGGUUGUAAUCUACAACUAUGUUAUGUUAGCGUUUUGCUGAAGUGCAGUACAUCUGUGAUGGAAUUUCGUGUUCACCAACCUUUUAGCUUCGGUGCUGUCAUGAGGAAAACCUGUUUGAAAUGUCUUACAAAUUUAUGUUUGCCUCGCUUGCUUCUUGGAUCUCUGUGAUCUCAAUUUAGCUUCAAGUUCUCAUAUUACUUGUUUACUUGUAUUCCCCGACUUGUAUUACGACCAUGGUCAGCAAACAGUUAUUCGAAUGUCCGUCAUGUUUCCUCCUCAAUCGUUUUUUGAUUUCUUCAGAACUAAAAUGUGUCCAUACUUCUGAAUUUAAGCUUCACGGGACAUUUGCAGGACAUUCGCAUUUGUUUUGUGCCAUCCUCCUUUCCUGCACUGCGGAUGCACAUCACCACAGUGGUUUGCUACUCAGACUGACCCAAUCAAUAGCACCAGAAUAAACCUACACUGCUCGAUACUCACAUGAUCACCUGCAACAUCACAAACAACAAAACUUAAUCGAGUAAUGCUUAACAUCGUUAUCAUUAAAAGUGCUAAACACAUACACACAGACAUCCAUAUAUAGUCUGCCAUGCAUAAAUCCAAUGCAUUAUUUCAUCGUAUCGAUACAAUCGAUUGAUUACCUUUUAAAAUGAUUUAAAUCAAUAUAUUUAAGUCCGCGGCACGGUGGCCGACUGGUUAGAGCGUCAGCCUCACAGUUCUGAGGACCCGGGUUCAAUCCCCGUUCUCCCCGUGCCUGCGUGGGUUUUCUCCGGGCACUCCGGUUUCCUCCCACAUCCCAAAAACAUGCAUUAAUUGGGGACUCUAAAUUGCCCGUAGGCAUGACUGUGAGUGCAAAUGGUUGUUUGUUUCUAUGUGCCCUGCGAUUGGCUGGCAACCAGUUCAGGGUGUACCCCGCCUCCUGCCCGAUGACAGCUGGGAUAGGCUCCAGCACGCCCGCGACCCUAGUGAGGAGAAGCGGCUCAGAAAAUGGAUAGAUGGAUGGAUAUUUAAGUCCAGAAGGCUAACUUGCCGAGCAGAGAUUGAUGCAGUUGGAUUAUUGGAAUACAAAUCGAUACAUUGAUAUAAUGAAUGACUCGUUACACCACUAUACAGUAUAUAUACAUACAUACAUACAUAUAUAUAUAUUAUUAUUAUUAUUUUUUUUUUGGUCAUACUUGUUUUCAACCUUAAGUUAUUUUUUGCUUUCCCAGAAAUGGCACAGGACAGGAGCUUCAAUGGUCACAGAAUGGUAAUGUUCAGAAUCUUUCUUAGCUGAAGGCUUUACUCAUAGCUGAACCAUUACCUUUUGGGUGGGAGAUUUAAAAUAUAUAUCUCUAGGUGAUCAAGUUGAUUCACAGAGCCUCAAUAGCGCCACACAAAGCCUGGCACGUUCUCCUUCUCCUCCCCAGGCUGGUCAGACACUUCUGUGGAAUGGCAUAACAUUCCACAGAAGUUAUUCCAUAACACGUCACAAGUCAGCCAACAUGGUUGUGUUGGUCAACCUGUCACGAACAAUACGCUUAAGCUGAUCGGGCAAGUGUUCAGUACGAUUGAGGGCAAAUCGAUUGUCGAGCUCCUCCAUUCUGGAAAAAUACCACCCCUAGGUGCAAGUGCUGGAGGAUGGAGUUUGGUCGCCAUUUGUGGAGCUACACCACCAGUUGUAAAGUAUAAUCUUAUAGUUCUGCAAUGAGAUUGCCUUCCACGUUGAAACACUUUGUUUUCCCAGGGAUUGAGAUGCUAGUAAAAAUGUGGACGUACAUGAGGAUCAAACCCCAAAAGUUAAUAGCAACAGCAGAAUAAGUUACAGUACUUUGCAUUCACAGUGAAGAUUUUAAACAACUUGCAUUAGUACAGAACACAUCUUAGUUUCCGAAUUAAUUAAUUUCCUAAUUUUCAGUUCAAUGGCAAGUAACGUUCUUUCAACAUAGAAAAACACAUUUUCAAAGGUUUCAUUAUAUGUUUAAAUGGUAAUUAUUGCUAAAACAACUAAUCUGAUAUUCACAGUACUGCAAAGUAUUGUAAGCUAUCCCAUGAGAGCUACAGCAAGAGUUUGCUGUAGAUGAGUGGCCAGUUGUAAACUGAAUUUGUUUCUUCACUGCUCAUAAAGGCCGAAAUUCCAAGUAAAGUUAUACACCAAAAGCUUACAAAUCUUUUCCCAAAACACUCUCUUAGUCAGUGGACAUUUGAGAGACAUAAGUAAAUCAUCUGAAUAAAAGUGGGACAACCUUGGGUGACUAUCAAGCGUCUUUUUUUUGGGUGACUGUCCUCUAAUGACUAAAUGCCAUUAACACUAUCACCAGCUCGAAUCAAAUGAUGGACAAAGCCAGGCCAGGAUGGGAAAAAAAAGCAAUUUGGGAGCGCUGGCAAGAGCUGAA